GGAGCGCACACCCGCUGGCCCAGAAGCCACUUUGAGCUGCAAGGCUGAAACCUGCUGGGACGCCAAGUCUUCUUCCCGCGGAACAUGGGUGACAUGGGAGACCCUCCUAAAAAGAAGCGCCUGGUGUCCCUGUGCGUGGGCUGCGGCAACCAGAUCCACGACCAGUACAUCCUGAGGGUCUCUCCGGACCUGGAGUGGCACGCAGCCUGCCUGAAGUGCGCCGAGUGCAGCCAGUACCUGGACGAGUCCUGCACCUGCUUCGUCAGGGACGGCAAGACCUACUGCAAGCGGGACUACGUCCGGUUGUACGGCAUCAAGUGCGCCAAGUGCAACAUCGGCUUCAGCAAGAACGACUUCGUGAUGCGGGCCCGCGCCAAGGUUUACCACAUCGAGUGUUUCCGCUGCGUGGCGUGCAGCCGCCAGCUCAUCCCGGGGGACGAGUUCGCUCUGCGGGAGGACGGACUCUUCUGCCGGGCGGACCACGACGUGGUGGAGCGGGCCACGCUGGGCCACGGAGACCCGCUCAGUCCGCUGCACCCCGCCAGACCUCUGCAGAUGUCCGAGCCGCUGAGCGGCCGGCAGUCCGCCCUGCGGCCGCACAUCCACAAGCAGCCGGAGAAGACGACGCGUGUGCGGACGGUGCUGAACGAGAAGCAGCUGCACACGCUGCGCACGUGUUACAACGCCAACCCGCGGCCCGACGCGCUGAUGAAGGAGCAGCUGGUGGAGAUGACGGGACUCAGUCCGCGCGUCAUCAGGGUCUGGUUCCAGAACAAAAGGUGCAAAGACAAGAAGAGGAGCUUGCUCAUGAAGCAACUGCAGCAGCAGCAGCCCAACGACAAGACGAACAUCCAAGGUCUGACGGGAACGCCGAUGGUGGCGGCGAGUCCCGAGCGCCACGACGGCCUGCAGGUGAACCCGGUGGAGGUCCAGAGCUACCAGCCGCCGUGGAAAGUUCUCAGCGACUUUGCUCUGCAGAGCGACAUCGAUCAGCCGCCCUUCCAACAGCUGGUGACAUUUUCGGAGGGCGGGCCGGGUUCCAACUCGACGGGCAGCGAGGUGGCGUCCAUGUCGUCCCAGCUGCCCGACACGCCCAACAGUAUGGCGUCCAGCCCCGUGGAGGCCUGAGCGGGCGGCCGCUGCCUUGCUGGAGGGCGGCGGCGUCGCCGUGAAGACAAUCAUGGAUUUGUACCGACCAGCCCAGACUUUUGGACGCUGGGCUUUCUUUGCCAAAACGGAAG
Nerophis ophidion (straightnose pipefish) is the source of this 1241-nucleotide messenger RNA. RefSeq names its product ISL LIM homeobox 1a (gene isl1a). Gene Ontology annotation, molecular function: cis-regulatory region sequence-specific DNA binding; DNA-binding transcription factor activity, RNA polymerase II-specific. Bases 85 to 1128 code for a protein of 347 amino acids. Lineage: Eukaryota; Metazoa; Chordata; Actinopteri; Syngnathiformes; Syngnathidae. The transcript has 6 exons. The record is from RefSeq and is a predicted model, not a curated record. Gene Ontology annotation, cellular component: nucleus. Gene Ontology annotation, biological process: positive regulation of transcription by RNA polymerase II; axonogenesis; neuron fate specification.